This is a messenger RNA of Boeremia exigua, 1255 nucleotides long. RefSeq lists its product as uncharacterized. The coding region runs from base 321 to 1157 and encodes 278 amino acids. The transcript has a single exon. The record is from RefSeq and is a predicted model, not a curated record. NCBI's taxonomy places the organism in Eukaryota, Fungi, Ascomycota, Dothideomycetes, Pleosporales, Didymellaceae.
CGCAGGGAGGAUACGAGAUCUCAGUCGCGCUUAGCCCUUGAUUCAGAGCUGGUCAUGUCACCUCCCUGGCCACCUGGUGUCUUGAGUAUUGACGUUGGGUUCUGGUGACGGCGAUGCAGUCGCAUGUACCGUGCACCAGUAUCACUGCUGGCGCGUCAUGCCAGCUUCGACGAUUACUCGGGCAUCGACUUUGAAGGAAGUCCUAGGUGCCACAUCUUCCGGUGGCUCCACGGCAAUCGGCAGUACCCAGCGCUCCAGGAGCGUCGAGAAAGAGCAAGGUAUUGGCAAAGUACCCUCCUCACUCCUGUCAUACGCCGUUGAUGGCGUCUCGUCUCUUGUUCCCAGUCGUGGGGUGGUAUGGGUAUGGAUCAUCAAGUGCGGGGUACGACAGCCUCUGGGGUUGGACAGCCUCGCGUCACGGCGACCUCGCAGGAGCUUGUCAUGCGACCUGUCGUUUACUGACGUGCGGAUGUCGAUGUAAUCUUGUCAUGUUUGCUUUGAUGGAGUUUGCAGGGCGCUCCGCUCCUGUUUGUGGUGCUGGGUGGUUUGCUGCAGGCGACCGCCGCUCCGAGCUGACAAGCAACAAACAUCGUCGCUGCUCUAAUCAGACAUGUCGGACACCCGGGAGGCGGCAUUACUGGCUCGCACCCAGUCGUAGAACGUCUGGGGACGGUUGUCGAGCUGCAUGCGUGUGUUGGCAUCGAUCUGAGGUCCUGGAAGCGCGGGGCCGUCAUCUGCUGCUUGCGAAGUUUCAUCAUCGUCAUGACGGCGGCGAGCAUCGCGCCUGCUGUAACGACUCAGUAAGAGUGCAGCUAUCAAUAGUAGCAAGAGGAAGAAGACGCCGUUCCGGAUUGUUGAUGCAGCACGCAGAUGGUGGUCGAGCUUACGGUCAAGCUUCCAGUCAUGCGGUUGAUUGCGCGCGAGCCAGGUCGCCCUGCCCGCGCCCGCUCCUGCAAAAUCAGACCGAGCCAGGCUCACGAGACCGAAUAUCCUACCUCUGUUGGCCAUCUUCUCGGGUAGUGGUGAUGUGGUGGUGUUGUGGUGUUGUGGUGGUAUGGCGGAGAUGCGGAGCGAAAAGCUAUGCUACCACGAUCUUGACCAUCACCAACAUGAAGACAAAAGCGCGUGGGACUCGAAGCUGCACGUAUAUUGGUUGACUGCGAAACGUUCACUCAGAAGAACACCCACGGCGCAUUCAUAAUUCAUCACGAACGAUGUACCGGUGUUACAUGCGGCAGAGCUGCGGGCAAACUGC